Messenger RNA from Cucurbita maxima (winter squash), 1028 nucleotides. RefSeq names its product multiple myeloma tumor-associated protein 2 homolog. The transcript is spliced from 4 exons. NCBI's taxonomy places the organism in Eukaryota, Viridiplantae, Streptophyta, Magnoliopsida, Cucurbitales, Cucurbitaceae. Bases 100 to 834 code for a protein of 244 amino acids. The record is from RefSeq and is a predicted model, not a curated record.
GCUGUAAUUCUAACUUCACCUCUGAGAAUAUAGCCCGCGCGAAAGCCAGGGGACAACAAGACUGUCGCGAAGUUCCGGUCACGACCGUAAGGUCCGAUCAUGUAUCACCCUACUAGAGGCGGCGUUCGUGGCGGUCGAGAUCAAUUUAAUUGGGACGAUGUGAAAGUUGACAAACAUCGGGAAAACUUCCUUGGCCACAGCAUCAAAGCACCUGUUGGAAGAUGGCAAAAAGGGAAAGAUCUACACUGGUAUGCACGGGAUAAAAAAUCGAGUUCGAAUGUGGAUGUUGCAAAGGAAGAGAUAAGAUUGAUCAAGGAGCAGGAGGAACAGGCAAUGAGGGAGGCUCUUGGAUUAGCUCCUAAAACUGCUGGCAGAUCUCAGGGUAAUCGUCUUGAUAAGCAUGAGUUCUCAGAACUUGUGAAGCGAGGUAGCACUGCAGAAGACUUGGGUGCGGGCCAUGCUGAAGCUGCACGGGUUCAGGGUCUUGGUUUUUUGAGAGCUCCACAUGCCUGGGAAGAAUCUAAGUCUCUUCUGCCUGAUCAAACGGGCACCUCUGCUGGUUCGGAGAAAACAGAUAUCCCUGACCCGCCUGCUAGGAAUGCAGAAGAAGAGGAAGUGGAGGAUGAAAAGAACAGCAAGAAAAGGAGGCGUGAAGAGAGGCGCGGGGAGAGGCAUGAAGAGAGACACGAGAGGCGAGGGGAGAGGCGUGAAGAGAGGCGGGAGAGGCAUGAAAGGCAUGAGAGACAUGAAAAGUACGAGAAGAAACAUUCUCAGGAUUCCAAGAAGAAACGGAGUAGUAGAGACAAAGAGAGGGGAAGACACGACUUUGAUUGAACACGAGAAUCACGGUGUUCGAAAUGCCAUAUACUCUGUAACUUGACUCGAGAUGGGACCUCAUCCAUUACUAGACAUUCAUCGAGUGUGCCAACUGAUCAUUUGCUCUGCCUUCUCAUUCCAUGUAUUAAAAGUAAUCCUUUAAGUUCGAAUCCUUAAUGUCUUAAUUACAUAAUCGUUCUCUCUGAUGUCAA